Molecule: messenger RNA, 2126 nt
Organism: Trifolium pratense (red clover)
Lineage: Eukaryota; Viridiplantae; Streptophyta; Magnoliopsida; Fabales; Fabaceae
Product: denticleless protein homolog
Exons: 16
Coding region: 82-1608 (508 amino acids)
Biological process (GO): proteasome-mediated ubiquitin-dependent protein catabolic process
Cellular component (GO): nucleus
Molecular function (GO): protein binding; protein-macromolecule adaptor activity
Source: RefSeq, a predicted model, not a curated record
UUCAACUCAAAACCCUAAUCCCUUUUCUUCUUUGUUCUCUUCGAUUCUUCUCCGAUUCGUUUCAAUUCUUCUCAAAUCUCAAUGGUCACUCCAAAUUCCAAAUCGAUCUUCAACAUCGUAACUUCACGAGAGCUUAAUUCCUUUCAAGUUCGAAAACGACCUCGCAUGGAUGGUUGGGUUCAUGGUGUUUUCGAGAUGGGAGCUUUAUCUACACAGCAUAACGGUGAAGAUAUUGUUCCUCUUGCUCUCUCUUUUGCUAAGACAUCGAAAUUUUCGCACAUUCUUGCUUUAUCCAAUGAGGAAGGAUAUGUUAGUUUGUUUGAUACUCGUCGUAAAUUACAGCCCUCGUGCUAUGAAGAAAAUGCAGAUAAUGCAAGGAUUUGUGAAUGGAGUGCACAUAAUAAUGCUGUUUUUGAUGUCAAUUGGAUUAAGGAUGAUACACAGAUCCUUACUGCUUCUGGUGAUCAAACGGUGAAGAUAUGGGAUGUUCAAGAAAAGAAGUGUCUUGGAGUGUUAACAGGGCACACGGGGAGUGUGAAAUCUUUUUGUUCUCAUCCAACUAAUUCUGAUAUUAUCGUCUCUUGUUCAAGAGAUGGAUCCUUUCGGCUUUGGGAUUUAAGAUGUAACUCCAAUACUAAGAACAGGCAUGGAGAAGUUAGCAUAAGUUCAACAGCUGUUGUAAAAGGAGCACAUCUUUCAUAUCAAGUAUACCGAGUAAGGGGGCGCAAGGCCAGGGGUGCUUCCAUGAGUAUUACAUCUGCCCUUUGGCUCAAGGAUGAAGUUUCCAUAGCCACUGCCGGGGCAGCCGAUAGUGUGCUGAAGUUUUGGGAUACCAGAAAUUUAAAAAGUAUUGUUACACAAGCAUGUCCUCAACCCGAGUCAACAGGAAAGCAAAGAUUACAUGGUAUAUCUAGCUUGUCCCAAGAUGAUAGUGGACUUUUGCUUUCAGCUUCCUGCAUGGAUAGCCGAGUUUAUCUAUAUAAUACACUUCAACUUGAAAAAGGUCCUUUAAGACAUUUUGAAGGAGGUCGUAUAGAAUCAUUUUUUGUGAAGGCCGCAAUUAGCCCUGAUGCAUCUAGCAUAGUGUGCGGUUCCAGUACCGGAAAAGCAUAUGUUUGGCAGGUUGACAAGCCUCACGUGCCACCUACUAUUUUGAAGAGCCAUGAGGAUGAUGAGGAAGUUACUGCAGUUGACUGGUGCCGCUCUGAUAUCGGAAAACUAGCAACUGCAUCCGAUGAUUUCACAAUCCGAAUAUGGAAUCAACGCAGUUAUGUUAGCACAACAAAGUAUCCAUUUUCCAUUCGAAGAAGAGUUAUGGCCAUCCCUAGAACAGAGUGCAAAAUGCUAUUAAACAAUGAAGAAAUUUGCCCCAAGUCAGGUUUCGAUGGUCUCGAAACACCGCACCACCCAAUGAAGUCAGCCAAUCCAAUCACACCACCUAAAACGUCUACAUCUGAAGGCCAUAAGAACCAACUUUCAUCAGAAUUUGAUCUAACCGUAUCUCCUAAAAACACUCCAGAGUCUGCUAUGAAGAGUCCUUCAUCUGUAUUGAACCCACCACCCUCCCUAAAAAGAACUAUCCGCGACUACUUUGUAGCAUCUUCGUGACUCUUAUAGGCAGAUUAAACUAGCCUGUUUGCAGGUAGUUGUAGAUAGUGAUCCUGAGAUAGAGGUGGCAUGGGUUGCUUAGAUUUUCUUCGACUAUGGUAUUCGGUAAGGUUCCUUUGAAGUGCAUAAAAGGACUGGUUAAAGCAAGUGAAGAAGCUAAAGCUAAAUACAUGUAAAGCUAGACUUUUUUCGCCGGCUGAAAAACAAUGGUUGAUACCCGUUAUUGAACUGCGAAUGGAAAGCAUGACUAGGCAUAAGAUGAUUGGCAUGAUUUGUAUGUGCAAAGUGCAAUGUAUAGAAGUGAAUGCAAGCACUAAAGUUUUGAUUGUUGAGGUUGGAAUUGAUGUUUAUAUUAAUUAACUGCAUUUGCAUAUUCUUUUCUAAAUUAUGUUCAUAUUGAAUGUGAUUUGAGUUGUAUUAUUCUCACCACUCUUUGUUCUUAUUCUCACACCUCAAACCAUAACCUCCAUCAAACAAAUCCAUAGUUACCAUUCCUCAUCAUCAAAUAUAGAAAUUAA